AUGGCUGAAUCGAUCCCGGCAACCCAAACAGUUGCACUGGUGAGAGAGCUUGGUGGUCCAGUUGAAUUUGUGGACAACUAUGCUAUCCCGACUCCCGGCAACAAAGAAGUUCUGGCCAAGGUUCUUUACACAGGCGUCUGCCAAAGCGACCUGCAUACCAAAAGUGGAACAGCUGCAAGCCACGAGGGUACACCUAUCACCAAUAUCAAACUACCGCACAUCGGGGGCCAUGAGGGUGUUGGACGCAUAGUCUCAAUCGGGCCAAACUGUGAUCUAAGUGUCAAGCUGGGUGGUCUUGUCGGCAUCCGGUUUUUGAGUAGGAUCUGCCGUCGAUGCGAGUUUUGUCUGGCGGGCAAUGAGCAGUACUGUGUGAAGAGUACAAAUCAUUUGCAUCAUGAAGACGGAAGCUUCCAAGAAUAUAUUGCGUUGGAUGCUGAUAAUUUGACCAUCCUGCCCGAUGAUAUUGAUCCGAAGUUGAUAGGCCCUAUUUUAUGCGCUGGAGUGACGGCUUAUAAGGCAGUUCGGAAUGCCAAUUUCAAAAUCGGCGAAUGGGUGGUUGUUGUAGGCGCUGGUGGUGGUCUGGGACAUCUUGCAGUCCAAUAUGCACGAGCCCAUGGAGCAUCUGUAAUUGCGGUUGAUAGUGGCAAUGAUAAGCGCGAAUAUCUUUCCUCUAUAGGAGCAAAAGAAUUCGUUGACUUUGCUGCAAUCCCAGACGUCGUUCAGGAAGUUCGCAAGAUUACCAAUGGAGGUGCCCAGGCAGUAGUUGUUACGGCCGGCAACGCCAAAGCCUUUGCUCAUGCAGCCGAAAUGCUUCGAGUUGGAGGAACACUCAGCUGCAUUGGAAUUCCGCCAGGCAGACCCUAUAUUGAGACUCCCAUUGCGACCAUUGUCAUCAAGGGUUUAAAAAUCACUGGUAAUCUAAUAGGUUCGCUGAAGGAGUGCAUGGAAGCGGUCGAAUUGACACGACGAGGUAUUGUUGUACCAAAUGUCCAGGUAAGACCUUUCAGAGAAUUGUCCCAGGUGUAUGAGGAACUCGAAAGAGGUGACGUUUCCGGCCGAAUAGUUUUGCAGGUGGCAAAAGAUGUAUAG
Talaromyces proteolyticus is the source of this 1089-nucleotide messenger RNA. RefSeq names its product putative alcohol dehydrogenase. The transcript is spliced from 4 exons. Gene Ontology annotation, molecular function: oxidoreductase activity; zinc ion binding. The record is from RefSeq and is a predicted model, not a curated record. The coding region runs from base 1 to 1089 and encodes 362 amino acids. Lineage: Eukaryota; Fungi; Ascomycota; Eurotiomycetes; Eurotiales; Trichocomaceae.